AUGCUGGUGCUGUUGCUCACCUUCAUCUACCUCGUCCUCCGGCUCAGGCGCAAGGACAGCAAGCCGCACACGCUCCCGCUCCCGCCAGGCCCAGCGCCGUGGCCGGUGGUGGGCAGCCUCCCGGAGAUGAUGCUCAACAAGCCCGCGUUCCGGUGGAUCCACCGCACGAUGGAGGAGAUGGGCACCGACAUCGUCUGCGUCCGCCUUGGCGGCGUCCACGUCGUCGCCGUCACCUGCCCAACCAUCGCCCGCGAGGUGCUCAGGAAGCAGGACGCCACCUUCGCCUCCCGCCCGCUCACCUUCGCCUCCGCCGCCUUCAGCCGCGGGUACAAGAACGCCGUGCUGUCGCCGUUUGGGGACCAGUGGAGGAAGAUGCGCCGGGUGCUCACCUCCGAGAUCGUCUGCCCGUCCCGCCACCGGUGGCUCCACGACCGCCGCGCCGACGAGGCUGACAACCUCACCCACUACGUCUACAGCCUCGCCACCACCACGAAGGGGUCAUCGUUGGGCAGUGGCGCCGUGGACGUGAGGCACGUCGCGAGGCACUAUUGCGGCAACGUCAUCCGCCGGCUCCUAUUCGGCAGGCGAUACUUCAGUGAGCCCGGACGCCGCGAUGGCGGGCCGGGACCCAUGGAGGUGGAGCACAUGGACGCCUUGUUCACAUCUCUCGGGCUGCUCUACGCGUUCUGCGUCUCCGACUACCUUCCCUGGCUGCGGGGCUUCGACCUCGACGGCCAUGAGAAGAUGGUCAAGGAGGCCAACGCAACCAUGAACCGGCUGCACGACGCCGUCAUCGACGAGCGGUGGGGGCAGUGGAAGUCCGGCGAGAGGAAGGAGCUUGAUGACUUCCUCGACGUGCUCAUCACGCUCAAAGACGCCGAGGGGAAGCCGCUGCUCACCAUCGAGGAGAUCAAAGCACAGUCUCAGGACAUAACCUUUGCAGCCGUUGACAACCCAUCGAACGCGGUGGAGUGGGCCCUGGCAGAGAUGGUGAACGCGCCGGAGGUGAUGGCGAAGGCGAUGGAAGAGAUGGACCGCGUGGUGGGCCGGGAGCGGCUGAUGCAGGAGUCAGAUAUCCCCCAGCUUAGCUACGCCAAGGCGUGCAUCCGAGAAGCAUUUCGGUUGCACCCUGUUGCACCUUUCAACGUGCCGCAUGUUGCACUCGCCGACACCAACGUCGCCGGUUACCACAUACCCAAGGGAAGCCAUGUCAUCCUCAGCCGCACUGGACUCGGCAGGAACCCGACCAUCUGGGAUGAGCCGCUCCGCUUCAUGCCAGAGCGCCACAUUAAUACGACCACGCAUGAUGUGGCACUCACAGAGAACGAGUUGAGGUUCAUCUCCUUCAGCACCGGCCGUCGUGGGUGCGUGGCGACAUCGCUUGGGACGGCAAUGUGCAUGAUGCUCUUCGGCAGGCUUCUGCAAGGGUUCACUUGGAGCAAGCCAGUAGGAUUGGCGGCUAUAGAUCUCAGCGAGUCAGAACAUGACGUGUUCCUGGCCAAGCCAUUGGUGAUGUAUGCUAAGCCACGUCUGCCAGUGCACCUCUACCAUGCCGCAGCCAUCUAA
Messenger RNA from Aegilops tauschii subsp. strangulata, 1566 nucleotides. RefSeq names its product tyrosine N-monooxygenase-like. Gene Ontology annotation, molecular function: monooxygenase activity; oxidoreductase activity, acting on paired donors, with incorporation or reduction of molecular oxygen; iron ion binding. NCBI's taxonomy places the organism in Eukaryota, Viridiplantae, Streptophyta, Magnoliopsida, Poales, Poaceae. The record is from RefSeq and is a predicted model, not a curated record.